ACAUUAUUGAGGCUAUGCUGGAUACUUACUACAAGCAUGUCGACUCUGAAGGGUACAGGAAAUACAAUAGCUCCCGGUUGUCGCCGCCUGAGACAUGGCAAAGCAGACGAAAAUCUCAUACUUCACUGAAAUUAACACCAUCCCCACCUAAGGAAACAAUUAAAAACCUACGAUGUCCACAAAGACAGAAUCAACCUUUCUCAUUGACUUUGCAAUGGGCGGCGUGAGCGCUGCAAUCUCAAAGACUGCUGCUGCUCCCAUUGAGCGUGUCAAGCUUCUACUUCAAAACCAAGGAGAGCUUGUCAAAUCUGGUAGAUUGGCACAGCCAUAUAAGGGUAUAGGUGAUUGUUUUAUCAGGGUCUAUAAAGAAGAAGGAACUCUCGCCUUUUGGCGUGGCAAUUUUGCCAAUGUUCUUCGCUACUUUCCGACUCAGGCUCUAAACUUUGCUUUCAAGGACAAGUACAAGCGUCUUUUUAACCAGAGUAAAGAAAAGAAUGGAUAUAUUCGUUGGGCUGCUGGUAACAUCGCUGCUGGAAGUGCCGCUGGGGCAACUUCUUUGGCAUUUGUGUAUCCUCUCGAGUAUGCUCGAACUCGACUCUCGAACGAUUCAAAGACCUCCACUGGCGGUGCCAGACAGUACAAUGGCAUACUUGAUGUAUGGAGAAAGACUCUAAAAUCUGAUGGAGCUGCUGGUAUCUAUCGCGGAUUCAACAUUUCGUGUGCUGGUAUCAUCGUAUAUCGUGGUCUCUACUUCGGUCUUUAUGAUACAUUUAAGCCGCUAUUGCCCUCGAGAUGGCGCAAUAACCUAUUUGCAAACUUUGCUGUGGGAUUUGCCGUCGUCACAGGCGCCAGUUUUGUUUCGUAUCCCAUCGACACUGUCCGCCGUCGUAUGAUGCUGACAUCCGGUCAAGCUGUCAAUGCGGCUGCCCUAGUCAUUUCCCUGUACGAUCAAUUCCAAAUGCUAUACUUCGGUCAAGCUUGGAAGGGAGAGUAAAUUAUGUGUUUGCAGAGGCAUAACCUAGCUGUAAACAAGCGUAACGCAGGGUACAAUUUUAAUAAAUGGGAUUUUUUCUCGUUGUCAAACAUUCUA
Messenger RNA from Umbelopsis ramanniana AG, 1090 nucleotides. RefSeq lists its product as uncharacterized. Gene Ontology annotation, biological process: mitochondrial ADP transmembrane transport; mitochondrial ATP transmembrane transport. The record is from RefSeq and is a predicted model, not a curated record. NCBI's taxonomy places the organism in Eukaryota, Fungi, Mucoromycota, Umbelopsidomycetes, Umbelopsidales, Umbelopsidaceae. The transcript has 8 exons. Gene Ontology annotation, molecular function: ATP:ADP antiporter activity. The coding region runs from base 173 to 994 and encodes 273 amino acids. Gene Ontology annotation, cellular component: mitochondrial inner membrane.